AUGGAGCAGAGCCGGACGGCUUCGGUUGGUGAGCUGAAUGCCAAUUGCGAGGCAAAGAUCAUGGCCGACGACGGAGUCACCGAGUUGGGGCGAAACCAACGUGGGGAGCUUUGGGUUCGAGGACAGAAUGUCAUGAAAGGUUACUGGCGCAAUCCAGAGGCAACCCGCGAGACAAAAACGUCGGACGGUUGGCUGAAGACAGGGGACAUCGCCUUCGUGGAUGACGAAGGCAAAUUCCACGUCGUUGACCGCAAGAAGGUAGGUGCCUUAGCCGCGAAAAUUGCCAUCGCCUCUUCUGGUCCAAUCGCAAGCCCCAAAUGCCAUGCUAACAGCGUGCCAGGAGUUGAUCAAAGUCAAAGGCAAUCAAGUUGCGCCGGCCGAGCUCGAGGCUCUCUUGUUGGAACAUUCUGCAGUUGCCGACGCUGCAGUCAUUGGCGUGCCAGUGUAAGUUCCCGAAACCUCCCUCUUCAGAGUGUGUGUGUGGCCACCUGCAAAAUCGCUAACGCAUCAAUCGUCGGCGAAUAG
This is a messenger RNA of Aspergillus melleus, 525 nucleotides long. RefSeq lists its product as uncharacterized. Bases 1 to 525 code for a protein of 174 amino acids. Lineage: Eukaryota; Fungi; Ascomycota; Eurotiomycetes; Eurotiales; Aspergillaceae. Gene Ontology annotation, biological process: secondary metabolic process. The record is from RefSeq and is a predicted model, not a curated record. Gene Ontology annotation, molecular function: CoA-ligase activity. The transcript has a single exon.